AUGCCGGGAAUUCUUCCUAUGAAAGUCAUCAAGGUGGGCAACAGCUCCCAGAGCCGCAUUGCCCAGGCCUGCGACCGAUGCCGCAGCAAGAAGAUCCGCUGCGAUGGCAUCCGCCCCUGCUGCUCCCAGUGCGCCAAUGUCGGAUUCGAGUGCCGCACCAGCGACAAGCUCAGCCGCCGUGCCUUCCCGAGGGGCUACACCGAAUCACUGGAGGAACGAGUGCGUGUAUUGGAGGCUGAGGUCCGGGAGCUCAAGGACUUGUUGGAUGAGAAGGAUGAGAAAAUCGAUAUGCUGUCGAGGAUACACGGCAAUCGACGGCAGUCUACGGAGCAAUGCCAAGGCUCUCCCGCGGUCGAAGCGAAGAAGGACGCUGGUGCGCCUAAGGAGGACACAUUCCGGGUUCAGGCGUCACCGCUGUUACUCGGUGUUGAGAACUCUGAUUCUUACUUCAUGGGCGCUUCUAGCGGACGCUCAUUCAUCGAAUCCUUCAAGCGGAAGAUGCAAGAGAAUGGGAAGUCUUGCGCCGAGUUCAACCCGGAGGCGUUUCUGCACAUACAGGGAUGCUAUCCGCUCACAACCAAGCCACCUGCUCACACAAUGAGGAUACCUCCCCGGCUGUUCUCAGAUCGAUGCGUCAAUGUCUACUUCCAGGAGUGGGCACCUCUCUUCCCAGUACUUCACAAGCCUACUUUCCUUCGUGUUUACGAGGAAUUUGUUUCGGACCCCGAGAAGAUCAAGAAUAACCACAAGCUGGCGCAACUCUACUUGGUUUUCAGUAUUGCCGCGCUGUCCGGAGAGCAGCCCGAUCUUCAGCAAAUCGCUGCCUGCGAACAGCAAUGGCAACGAGCGCUUGAGGCGGUCCUCAUGGAUAACACCAUGAUGACCCUGCAAUGCAUAGUGCUGGCGCUUAUGUACUGUACGAUUAGGGCCGACUACAAGAGGCUGCAGCAUUACAAAGGCAUCGCCGUUGGCCUGUCCCACCGGCUCGGACUGCAUCAGAGCCAGAAGAGAUUCUCCUUCGGCGUCCUCACCAUUGAGACCCGGAAGAAGGUCUUUUGGACUCUCUACACGCUCGAUUGCUUUUCUGCCGCGAUCCUUGGUCUUCCCAAACUCAUGAAAGAGGAGGACGUGCACACUGAGUUCCCGUCGGACAGUGAUGAUGAGUACGUCACAGAAAAGGGCUUCCAGCCGUGCCUUCCAGGAGAGGCCACUCGACUGUCAAACGCGCUCGCUUUGUUCCGAGGAUCCCGAAUUUUGGCGAAGGUGCUCGGGAAGAUCUAUCCCUCCGCAACCUCGCACGAGCUCUCGCUUCAGCAAAUGUCCGCGCUGGGUGCCGAGCUCGACGAAUGGUACGAGAAAUUGCCACCACACCUUAAACUCACCUUUAAGCAAGACAAGCCAUCGACCGAUGUUACCGGCAGCAGGUCACCAAUUCUGGCUCUUGCUUACUACUACACCCGUACUCUAAUCUACCGCCCCGCGGUAACAUCCAACUUGGGAUCAAAGGCCGCCUCCGCACUUAUUUCCAUCACCGAGUCGAGCAAGCACAUGAUACAGAUCAUCGAGCUCCUCGAGGAACGCAACUUGUCUUUCUCCUUCUGUCUCAACAAGGCGGACACCCUUAUUCUCUGUGGUAUUACCCUACUCUUCCAGACGAUGGAACUCAAGCGGGAUAGCAAGCUACUGAAGGACAACGAGAAGUUGGUGAAUGCUGUUAUCAAGGCCGCGGACAAGGCGAAAGCACCUGGCUGCUACGAUCUGAAGCGUGUCGCGGGAGUGUUGGUUACCGUCGAUGAACCAUCACCGCAGUCGCUACCUACGCCGCCGAGGCAAAGUCCGGAUACCAACCUCGCAGUUCCUCCGGCACAACGGACGUCGCCGCCCAUGGUGCACAAGGCGCAUCCCGUACUUGGCCGCCACCUUAGUGCCAGCAUCAGCGAGACCGAUCUACUCCUGCAACAAGAGAAGCUGCGCAGAAUGACGAUGCCACAACCUACACAACACAGAGCGGAUCAUCUACCCCCGCGCUCCAGAGGAUCGUUCGACUGCCCAAGGCCGACUAUCCCUCUAUCACAACGCGACCACAGGCUGUCCCUGAGCCACGCGCAGGCAGCACAAGCAGCGAUGCUUGCACGUAUGGCGACAUCACCGAGCACGAAGCAGACGAUGGAAUACCUGCACUUAGACUCACACUCUCAGCCAUCCUCUCCGGUUCAGGCACGCGGAUCCCAUCCGCCGAUGACGCACGCCCAGCAGGCACACCUGUUCGCGCAGCUCCAGAAAGGAUCCACGGUCUCACCGGCCGAAUGGGAGGCGUUGGUGGGAUCGAUCGACAGCGGGCAACUCAACGUUUACGACGCGAUAUACGGAGGUCCCGGGUUGGGCCUGGCGUUGGCGGAGACGCCGAUGUCUGCAACGACGACGACCACAGCACCAUGGUCGCCCGACUCAUGGGAUUUGACAGGGUUCAAUCUGGGCGAUUUCGCUCCUGGAACGGCCUCGUCCCACAGCGGCCUUAGUUUGAGCGAGGAUGGACUCAGCUCAACUGAUGACCUGGGGAGCGUGGGGAGCAUGGAUUUCAGGAACCCGCUGAUCCCGGUGACCUCACCGACGGAUGGGUAUGUUCUGGAGGGAUUGGAUGGGUAUGGGCUAUGA
Messenger RNA from Chaetomium strumarium, 2655 nucleotides. Its product is annotated as fungal-specific transcription factor domain-containing protein. The transcript is spliced from 4 exons. Gene Ontology annotation, biological process: DNA-templated transcription; regulation of DNA-templated transcription. Lineage: Eukaryota; Fungi; Ascomycota; Sordariomycetes; Sordariales; Chaetomiaceae. The record is from RefSeq and is a predicted model, not a curated record. Gene Ontology annotation, molecular function: DNA-binding transcription factor activity, RNA polymerase II-specific; zinc ion binding; DNA binding. The coding region runs from base 1 to 2655 and encodes 884 amino acids.